AUGAAAAGAUCUAAUUUAAUUGUAUCAAAAUUAUCCAGUUCUAUUAGAAUCAUCCACAGUACUACUCCAAAAUACACAAAUACUAUAAAUACAAACACUGGUACUAGAACGUUGCAACAAAAUAUGCCUUAUAAAAAUAUGCUAAAAGAUCCAUACACCAAAUAUAAACCAUAUAUAGCUAUAAACUUGCCAAAUAGAACAUGGCCAGAUAAACGAAUAACAAAGGCUCCAAGAUGGUUGUCUACGGACUUAAGGGAUGGAAACCAAUCAUUACCUGAUCCAAUGAAUAUGGAACAAAAAAAAGAAUAUUUCCAUAAAUUGAUUGAAAUUGGAUUUAAAGAAAUUGAAGUGGCUUUCCCAUCUGCAUCUUUGACAGAUUUCGAAUUUACCAAAUAUGCUGUAGAGAAUGCACCUGACGAUGUCACAAUUCAAGCUCUAGUACAAUCAAGACCACAUUUAAUAGAAAGAACCAUAGACGCUUUGAAAGGUGCUAAACAGGCUACAGUACACACAUACCUAGCUACUAGUGAUAUGUUUAGAAAUAUUGUAUUUCAAAUGUCUCAGGAACAAGCUAUAGAGAAAGCUGUGGAAACCACUAAACUAGUACGAAGCAUGACUAAAGAUGAUCCCAACCAACAAAAUACUCUCUGGUCAUAUGAAUUUUCUCCUGAAUGUUUCAGUGAUACCCCAGUGGAUUUUUCUGUCAAAAUUUGUAAUGCUGUUUUAGAUGCAUGGGAACCAACUGAAGAUAAUCCAAUCAUUUUUAAUCUACCUGCCACAGUAGAAGUUUCCACUCCAAAUGUCUACGCUGACCAAAUAGAAUAUUUCGCAACCCAUAUCAAAGAUAGGAAUAAAGUUUGUAUAUCUACACAUACACAUAACGAUAGAGGUUGUUCUGUAGCUGCCACUGAACUGGCUUUAAUGGCGGGUGCAGAUCGUGUCGAAGGUUGUAUCUUUGAUAAUGGUGAAAGAACUGGGAAUGUGGACCUAGUGACUGUAGCAUUAAAUAUGUAUAUUCAAGGUGUUGCUCCCAAUUUAGAUCUUUCAAAUAUUAAUUCCUUAAUAGAAGUGGUUGAACGUUGUAAUAAAAUUCCAAUCCCACAAAGAGCCCCAUAUGGUGGUGAUUUAGUAUUCUGUGCAUUUUCUGGAUCUCAUCAGGAUGCGAUCAAGAAAGGUUUUGCGCUACAGAAGAAAAGAAGGCGUGAUGGUGACCAUUACUGGAGAAUUCCUUAUUUACCAUUGGAUCCAAAAGAUGUAGGUAGAGAUUAUGAAGCUAUUAUCAGAGUCAACUCACAAUCUGGAAAAGGUGGAGCAGCAUGGGUUAUUUUAAGAGCUUUAGGUUUGGAUCUACCAAGAUUGAUGCAAAUUGAGUUUUCAACUAUAGUACAAGAAAAGGCAGAUUCCACUGGAGAAGAAUUGCAAGCUACUGAAAUCACCAAGUUGUUUAAAGACACAUACAAUUACAAUAAUGAGGCUCAUAGAUAUAUUUCUUUACUAGACUAUGAUGUCAAAAAACUGAACAGCGAACGUAGAAUUCUUACUGGACAAGUAGAAAUCAAUGAUAAAGUAAUUUCUAUUGAAGGUGAAGGUAAUGGUCCUAUUUCAUCUUUGGUCAAUGCUUUGUCUAAUUUAUUUAAUGUUCAUUUGAGUGUAGAGAAUUACAGUGAACAUUCCUUAGGGUCUGGUUCCUCUACACAAGCCGCAUCCUAUAUUCAACUAAAAUACAGACGUAAUGAAGAUGAUGAACACGUCUUUUCUUGGGGUGUUGGUGUAUCAGAGGAUGUUAGCGAUUCUUCUGUUCAAGCCAUAUUUGCUACUAUUAAUAACAUUAUUCAUAAAGGUGAUAUCAAACUGCCAAGUUAA
Arxiozyma heterogenica is the source of this 1863-nucleotide messenger RNA. RefSeq names its product 2-isopropylmalate synthase LEU9 (gene LEU9). Gene Ontology annotation, molecular function: 2-isopropylmalate synthase activity. Gene Ontology annotation, cellular component: mitochondrion. The record is from RefSeq and is a predicted model, not a curated record. Lineage: Eukaryota; Fungi; Ascomycota; Saccharomycetes; Saccharomycetales; Saccharomycetaceae. The coding region runs from base 1 to 1863 and encodes 620 amino acids. The transcript has a single exon. Gene Ontology annotation, biological process: L-leucine biosynthetic process.